AUGAUUGUGAAUGCUGAGAAGCGUACCAUCGACUUCAGCAACAACCCAACAGGUAAGCUGGAUGGCGAGAUCCUAACAAAUCUUCGCGAUGCACUUAAUCACAAUGACAGCUUCUGCAGGCUCGUGUUCAACAACAACCAGCUGGCGGAAGAUGCGAUUGGGAUUUUGGCCGCCAUUCUCAAGGGACGCACUCCCAUUGAGCACCUCUCCCUCACCUCCUGUAACCUUCAUGACGUGGACGUCAUGCUCAUCGCCAACGCUGUGUGUGCCAGGAAGGUGCUCAAGUACCUCGACCUCUCAAAGAACCCAGGCAUCACCAGCGCAUCGGUGCCGGAUAUUGCAAGAAUGAUACGCAUUAUUCCUUCACUGCAGACAGUUAUGUUGAGUGGGACGAGUCUUGAGGGUCGCAGUUGCGCCAAGAUCCUCGAUGCGCUGGAGCGGAGCCAGCGCCUCAGCGUUCUUGAGCUUCCCUACACAGUAGGCUUCAAGAUCCUCGACAGCGCGCGCAACAUCAUUGAAAAAAGAGAGAAGGAACGCCCUGCUGCAGCAGAUAAGAACGUUCUGGCGGAGGACAAAGUACCAGUGAGACGCGUGCUUAUCGGCAGUUUAGCGGAAAAUGCCACUGACCCUUGGAGGAGGCGGUUGUUGCCGCGCUUAGUCCCGCCGCAGGGAGACCAAACGUCCAGAGGGUCACUGGCACCCAGUGCGAGGCCGCAAAACCCCGCGAACAGUCUACAGAUGAUGGAGUUCCGCCACUGGGCGGACCCAGCGGUGAAGAACGCCGCGGUGCAUCUUCACGUGCUUGACAAGCGCUGCCAUCUCCUGGAGGUGCACAAACAAGAACGGCGCGAGCGGAUCCAGGCAAGGUGCGGUCUUGGUGAACGGGCGGCCAACACUAGCUUAAGUACAAUACACAGGUUGUGA
Messenger RNA from Trypanosoma grayi, 924 nucleotides. RefSeq lists its product as hypothetical. The coding region runs from base 1 to 924 and encodes 307 amino acids. The record is from RefSeq and is a predicted model, not a curated record. NCBI's taxonomy places the organism in Eukaryota, Euglenozoa, Kinetoplastea, Trypanosomatida, Trypanosomatidae. The transcript has a single exon.